Messenger RNA from Alnus glutinosa, 964 nucleotides. RefSeq names its product universal stress protein PHOS32-like. Lineage: Eukaryota; Viridiplantae; Streptophyta; Magnoliopsida; Fagales; Betulaceae. The record is from RefSeq and is a predicted model, not a curated record. Bases 158 to 823 code for a protein of 221 amino acids. The transcript is spliced from 3 exons.
UACAACUUCAUGGUUAGCACGUUAAUAGAAGAGCCCCACAAGAUUGAAGACAAGACAAACCGACAAAGAAAAAUGGAAAAAAAUGCCCACAAGGAUGACAAUAUAUAUAUAAACAGGUAGCUUCUUUCCCACCAAGACCCUGGCUUUCUCAGAAAACAUGGGCAGGAAACGAGUUAGAGUGCCGAGGUUGUGUUUCCGGACAUGUUUCCGAUCCAAGCCAGCCUCUAAUAACUCCAGUAAAGCUAUUCAGAAAACGGAGCUUUUGAGCAAUGGCAGGGACGAUGACUUCAGCGCUGAGUCUGAAAGGGUGAAAGCUGGUGGUUCGGAGAAUAUUGGAAACAAAAUAAUGGUGGUUGUGGAUUCAAGCCUUGAAGCUAAGGGAGCUCUUGAAUGGGCACUCACUCACGCAGUUCAGAGCCAGGAUAAUAUUAUCCUCCUUCAUGUAGCCAAACAAGGGCCUAACGGGAAGGUUGACCAAGGAGCUCAGGAAUUUCUCCACUCCAUGAAAAAUAUAUGCCAAUUGAGAAGGCCUGGGGUGCAAGUGGAUGUAGCUUUGGUUGAAGGACGGGAAAAGGGUCCAAUAAUAGCGGAGGAAGCAAAGCGACAAAGAGUGUCACUACUGGUUGUGGGACAAAGAAAGCAAUCGUCCUUGUUAUGGUGCCUACUUAAGAGAUGCGCCGGACAGCAAACUCGCGGCGGAGUUUCUGAUUUCUGUAUCCAAAAUGCUUCGUGUAUGACCAUUGCAGUGAGGAGGAAGAGCAGGAAGCUUGGAGGCUAUUUGAUUACAACUAAGCGUCAUAAAAAUUUUUGGCUUUUGGCUUAAUAUAUAAUAUGGUCCUUGAUAUUUGCUGCCGAUGGUCGGACACAUUUAUAUAUUUCUUUUGUUUCUACUCUAAAGGGAAGUGUUAAGAGUGCCUUUUUCACUCUUGAUUCGAAUGGAAUAUCAAUUGAAAAUGCUAAACAA